Molecule: messenger RNA, 8490 nt
Organism: Cryptosporidium muris RN66
Lineage: Eukaryota; Apicomplexa; Conoidasida; Eucoccidiorida; Cryptosporidiidae
Exons: 1
Coding region: 1-8490 (2829 amino acids)
Source: RefSeq, a predicted model, not a curated record
AUGGCUUUCAAAAAGUGCCAUCAUACCAAUAUCCAGCUAAUAACACUCAAAAUCUUCAUAUAUAUAAUACACCUGAAACUUUUCCCAGUGAUAUGUAUUAAUAAAGAAUCAUGUCCAAUUGGUUAUGCAAAAAUAGAUAAUAAUUGCGCCUUAUGCCUGGCAGGCACAUACGUCUCAACUUCAGGUAACAAAUGUGAACCUUGUGGCCCAGGGAAAUAUUCCUUUGCAGGCAGCUAUACUGAAUCUUCAUGCAUUCCAUGCCCUAUUGCAUUUUAUUCUGAGAAAAAUAUCAGUGGAAUAUGUACAUCAUGUCCUAGUAAACAAAUAACUCCCACGAUAAAAUCCAGUGGCUCUAUUGACUGCUUUUGUGCUCCAGGUUACAAGACUCAAAGCUUAAGAAAUCAAACCUGUAUUAAAUGUGAAGUCAAUGAAUGGUGUUAUUUAAAUAAGCCGAAUUCGGGGGGAUUCUGGAAUGUUGCCUCUUAUUGUUAUAGCAUUGGUAUAGAUAAAAUUAAAAAGUAUCCCAAUUACUCAACAACUUACAAGAUUUGUCAUGAAGAACAAGCUUUGAAAAGCCCUUUGGCAUCUUAUAUACUGCCUUGUUUUGGUGGAGAGGCUCAGUGUGUAAGUUUACUAGGAAAUAGCACGUUUAAAGAAGAUAAGUCUAUUAAUGAAUUACAAGUUGCAGCAUGCGCAAAAGGUAAUUCCGGCAUUUUGUGUGAUAGUUGUGAACCAGGCUAUGCAAAACUUAUAGAUUUCUCUGGAGAGUAUAGUAGUUGUAAAAAGUGUUCAGUACUCAACUGUAUUCCUCUUGUCAUAGCUCAGUUUAUAAUGUUAUCUAUUUCAAUUUAUAUUGUAUGGAUAUUACGAAUGGAACCAACUGCAAAUGAAGAAGAAAAUCCAAUAGCACAAAUAACUUUGAUAAGAUGUCUAAUUCAGCAUAUACAAGUACUAAGUUUGCUUUUUAAAUUUAAAAUUGUUGAUUUUCAAGGAUAUUUAGAGAUAUCAAAAGUAUUUUCACUGCUAUCUUCAGAGUGGAUAUGGAAUCCACUUCUGCAAUGCAUAGUAAGCAAAUAUGGUAUACCAACAAAUGGGAAGGAAUAUCUAAUUAUUUUUACUAUAGUGAGUGCAGCUUCUCCGCUAAUUCUGAUUUUUUUUUCGUUAAUUAUAGCUCCUAUUAUUUUGUAUUUCCGAAAAAGAGAAGUAAGCAAGUUUUUAAUGGGACGACGAGAAAUUGAGGGUGAAUGUCUGUAUUUUCAGAAGUCGUUUAUAUCAUGGUUUAUGAGUUUGUUAAUAGUUUCUUUUUUCGUGUAUUAUACGAGUAUAGCUCAAGAAUUAGUAUCAGUAAUUAAUUGUGUAGGACUACAAAUGAAUAUAACGUCAAAAGCUGAAACUUCAUCAUCUUCAUUCUCUAGUUCACCAUUAUUGAAUAGAUAUGAUAGCUUUGGCCAGACUCCAGCUACAGUAGAUGUAGUUAGCAUAGCAUCAGAAAAUACAUGUUUUGACUCAAAUCAUAAAAUUGCAAUAUUUAUUGCAGCUGGCUCAUUUUUUUUGUGGAUAAUUUUAUUUCCAUUAAUAUAUGCUUUCUUUGUUCAGCGAGAAAUGAAAACUGAGACACCACAAAGAAGACGUAUAUUAUUUGGUUGGUGGAGUAGUGGGUAUGAAAAAACUCAACGGUUUACAUGGGAAUUAGCUACUUGCUGGAGGCAGAUAUUAUAUCUUGUACUGAUUAUUACUAUUAGUUUAGCUCCAGGCAUUAAUAAUUCCUUAUUUUAUUAUGCAGUUCCAGGAGGAUCUGUGUAUACAAUAUCUAAAGUGGUACUAGUAGCUACUGUCGGCAUGUUUAGUUGUUUGGCUAUAACAGUCUUGUAUGACUGGCUAUAUAGUAUAUUGAGACCACAUGACAAAGACAGAUAUGAAGCUAUUUUAGAGAGAGAAGAUGAAGCACUAAAACAAGAUGAUGAUGAGGUUGUGGAGUUACAACAUCAGCAACAAAGAGUAGCGACUGGUGGGAGUAGAGUUCAACAAACGUACUGGAGCUGGCCAUUCUUUUAUUAUAUAAUCCAAAGGUUAUCAAAUUUUUGUAUAAUAUUGUUAUUAAUAGCAGUCAUAUGGCCAAGAUUAAAUGUAAAUAUUAUACCAUUUGUGGCUAAUAAAAGGGUAGAGUGGACAAAUAAUACAGAAGUUUUAAAUAUUCUAUCUUUGGGAUACUCACGUUAUUCAACAAUUGCAAUUUUUAUAUUUGCAAUUAUCUGCAACUACUUAUUGGUAGGCUUCCUCAUUUUGCUUUUGUUGGGGAUCAAAUUAUAUAAGCCAAUUACUACGUUGUUAGCAUCAAUAAAAAAUCGCUACAAAAAUGAUGAAUAUGUAGAUUAUUCUAGCUCUGAAAUACAUGAAAGUGGUAAUAUUGGCAUAAACUAUUCUAAUACUUCGCAUAAUAUAAAAAAACAAAUAUAUAGUAAUAUUGAUAAACUUGCAAAUUUGAAAAGGAAACAUUCAUCUUCACUAAUAGGGGAUUCAUUCAAACAUGUUAGCUUAAGAUUUUAUCAUGACAUGUCCACAAUAAAUACUGGGAAUAGUGGAGUUGAUGAUGAUGUUAGUAUUGAGCAGCUAAUAAGGAUGCAUUUACGCUCUGACUGUUUGGGAUUUUUGUCACAUGAUGAUAGAAUAACAAUAGUUUCAGCAAUAAAAAGAUGUGAAAGUCGCCCUGAAGGUUUGGCAAUAGCUUUAAGAGUUACCUUAGAUAGUAGAUUUGGUCCAAGCGAUAAUUAUAAUAUAAUGCUUGUUUCUGAGGAGUUGGCAGAGUCUUUAAGAAGUUAUGGAUUUUCUGAUGGCAAUAUGAAUAAACUAAUUGAGGAUUUGUUAGCAGUACACAUGACUAUUGUACAACGAAUAAAGUUUGUAACAAGCAGUAUGGUGAAAACUACAAUGGAAUUAUGUAUUCUAAAUUAUCCAGAAGUUGCUCAAAAGUUAGGUAUAGAACAAAUUAUAGAUCCAUCAAUUAAAUUGCAUGAUUUAGUUAAUAAAAGUAAUGCUAUAUCAGCAUUAUAUAUUGAUGAAGUGAGUCCAAUUGCGAAUGUUUCAUAUGAAAGUGGUAGAGAUCCAAAAGUUCGUGCACUUAUAGCAAAGUUAAGCUUGAAUGCAAUUAUACUAGACUUAAGCGAUAUAUAUUUUAAAAUACCUAGAGCAAUUCCAGUAAAAUUUCAGCUUAAACUGAAUAGAAAUUCGGGUCUAUUAUUUUCUGAACUAUAUGAGAAUAAUGAACUAGCUGAUAUAAGUAAAGAUUCUAUUUCAAUCUUUAAAGAUAAUGCUAAUCCAAGAUAUCAUACAGGAUCAAAAGAAGAAAUUUAUACAGAAUUUGAAGAUAAUGAAAGGAUAAAAUAUAUGAAAUCACUGCAAAUGCAAGAUAAAACUUACUCUUUACCAAUACCAGGAUAUACAUACAAAGAAUACAAGAAGCCAAAGUCACUAGAUAUAAAUUUGUUACUUUCGAUAAAAAAGUUUACAGAAAUAGACGCAAGACAAGUGCUAAAUGAAAUAGAUGAUCCCUUAUCCUUCGAGACAACAAAUGCUACUACUGAGGCAAUGAUCAAAAUCAUGAAUGUUUUAUUAUCAACUAAAAGUGAUAGUGAAACCCAAAAAUUCAAUCAAGAUAGUGAUGAAGAGCUAAUACAGCUUAUUCUAGGUUUAAAUCCAACAGAAAAUAUUCAUAAAGACGUUACACUUGAAUUACUAAAUUCUGUAGGAUCCUUGAAUAACAAUAUAGAAAGUGGUGCAAAAACAGGGGAUCUAAAUAAUAAAAGUAACUUCGAUAUAGUGACUUUGCAACCGAAAUCAAUAGGUGCAAGAAAUAUUUUCUUAGGUAAUAUAAGUAAUAAAGCUCCAAGGCCAUCGUUUUUUAAUUCAGAUCAUGGCCUGAGUUUAAUAACUGGAAACACAGGAGAUAUACCGUCUCUACUACAACCAUAUACAUCUAAUCUCCACUUACUGAGAGUUUUAGAUUUGAAAGAAUGGUUAAAUCAAUACAAAACAAAAUACUUAGAAGAAAGAAGAUCACAUAAUAAUAUAGCUAUAAAGCAAUCUCAAACAGUAGCUCUGUCAGAGGAAAGGAAUACCUCAUUUUUUGGCGAUACAAACAGCUUAUAUAUGACUUUAAGUCACAAUUUAGAUGAGGACAACAGUCAGAAUUGUUGCACUGAAAUGGCAAGUAACAAAUUAGAAAUAGGGAAUGAAGUAGAAGAUUACGAAGCGGUUGAACACUUGAAUUCUAUUACAAAGCUAACAUAUAACUUAAAUAGGUAUGCUAGUCCAAGCAUUUUAUUUUAUUACUUGCAAUUAAAUAAGAGACUAAAGUCUGGUUUAGAUCCUAUAGUAACGUCAGUUAUACCAGAUAGCGUAUUUAGCGAAGGUAAUAUAACUAAUGAAGAAGCAAUACAGGUAUAUCGUGAAAUAGACCCAACUUUAAAUUUCAUCGAUAAUCCAUAUGGGUUUAAGGUUGCAGCUAUUCAUGAAUUCUCUGCACUAAACACACCAAAUAUCAAUUUUAAAAAGUGCCUAGAGUUGACUAUAAAAAGACAAAGGAAUUUUAAUUUGUUGUUCCCAAAUGCACUACCAUGUAUACAUUCAAUAUUUUCUGUUCCCUUCGAUAUAUAUGAUGACGAUGCAUUGUGGAUACUACAAGCUUCAAAGAAAAAACACCAAAUCUAUAUACUUGAUCUACUUUCUAAAGAUCACCCACAGAUAACUGAAUUACCAUAUCUAGAAGACGAUAGUUUAGAAAUAAAUGAGAAAUGCUAUGGGAUUUAUAGUGAUAGUGAUGAAAAUACCCAAAAAGUACCUAAUUUAGAAUUAAGAUUAACAGAUAAGUACUUACUACAAGAUAGCCUACACGAUAGCAAUUGGAUUUGGAAAGAAAUACCAUUACAUUUUGCAGUAGACUUCAAUGGUAUGAUGAUACGUAGUUUACUUACAUCUUCUUAUGUUCAACAAAGCAUUUACAUAUCUGGGAAUCCAAUAUCAGCUUUAGGACCUAAUUCGCCACAUUGGGCAUAUAUGAGCCAUAAAGUUGAUAGAAGCUGUUAUUUAAAUGGAGUUAAUACUCUUAAUGGUCCAGAUAGUGCUAUAAUAGUGGUACCUGGCAUACAAACACAAGGAAAUAACUUUACUAUCGAGGUGUGGGCAAAAUUGCCACCACUGAACUUAAUCCAAAAUCAGGUAGGUCAUAAAAAGAAUGAUAAAAUUAGUAUUCCCACUUCAAGUAGCGAUAAAGAGCUACUAAAAGAUAGUACAAAUGCAAUUAACAUUACAGAAUCUCCAACAUUACAUGUUCUAUGUAGUACUGAUGAAAUGGAGGGGCUAUUUACAAUUCAUCGCAAGACUGGGACAAUAGGAUUUUGGGAUAGCAGUGGGAGAUUUUUAAAAUGUGUAUUAAGGGGAAAUAGUACGAGUAAUAUUGGCAAUGGUCGUACAUCAGCAACAACUAAUUCUGCAGCUGGUAAUGUUGGGAAUAGUAUUUUAGGAAGUGUACCUAAUAGUAGUUCAAAUUCAAUAAACAAAGUAGCAACAUUAUCAAACUUGUAUCGUCAGCUCAAUAUAAGAAAAAGGAGUACACAUUGCAAGAUUAUGAAUCAGAAUAUAGAACAAUUCAUUGAUUUUAAUCAAGACCCUUGGAUACUACAACCAUGGGUAUUAAUACAUAUAGUAUACAGUAUGGGUUUGAUUAAAUAUUUCGUCAAUGGUGUAUAUAUAGGUUCAAUUCGCAAAUUGAAUGGUCUAAAAGGUAAUAUCACAAUAAUAGGUGGUAGUUUGGAGAGUGGCUCAAAUUGGGGGUAUUUUAGCCAAUUUCGUGUAUAUGGUGGUUAUACUAGCAACGAGCAGAUAUUAAAUAGAUUUGAAUCUUAUGUUUCAUCUUAUGAAUCGAACUCCUUUUUUACAAAAAUCGAUAGUAUAGGGUCAUUUGUAAAGAAUUGGAUACUGAAACUAUGGAGAAGUGGUAUAACAGGUUUUUUUACUUGGAAAUAUAGUAAUAUUAAGCUAACAAGUAAUGAGACAACGUAUUUGAUUGAUUUAAUUAACAGGAAUUUUGAAGGUCUAAAUGAUAGCGAAAAAAUCACUGAAGUUGACAGUAAUACUUGUAAGAGAGGUAUCUUAAUAUUUGGAAUAAUUAUAAGGAUACUGAAAGGUGAAAGGAACUUCCCAUAUUAUUAUGUUUAUGAGCCAUUACCACACAAUUUGAGUAAAACAAAAAGCAAAGAUCCAGUUUCAAAUGAAUAUAAUAAAUACAAUCAAUAUUCAAUAAUAUCUUUAACUCCAGACUUGCAAUGCAAAAUUUCAGAUGACUAUAAAAAUAUUAACAUUGAUGAUAUGUCUAAUUACAAGGAAAACCCAUAUCUGUAUCAGCCAAACAUAGUUCCAGGUCCAGGAAUGGUAGAAUGCUUACUAUUAGGAUACAAUACAAAAAGUAACAAUUCUGGCUUGCUUAUAAAGCCAUCAGUUGAGCUAACAACAAAGAUCAAAAAGAAAAUUUCAGUUAUAAGGUCUAAUCAGCAGAAUAGUUCAUCUGGUACUGAUGAAAUGCGAGAAACAGUACAUAAUGGUUGGACAAUGACUGUAUGGUUUCAUUAUCCAUUGCUAAUUGAAUCUUAUUUAAGAGUUGAGACUGAAACUUCAAUAGACUGCACAAGUAAUGCCCCUAUGGAUAGUUUGGCUUCAUAUAAUUUAGGCGAUUCAGUUCGCAAUGAAACAGUGUUAGAUACAAUAAAUAACUAUACUGUUUUGUUUUGUGGUAGGAAUGAUGCUCACCUAGCUGUUAGUGGGACUAUGGACGUUGGUGUAUUUAAAGGUUUCACACUGAAAAGUGGUCAAAAAUUUUAUCCAUCAGGGUUAAAUCUGGAACGUGCAAAUUUACCAAUGGGUUGGCACAUGAUGACAGUAGUUGGGAAACCACGACUAAUGUAUAGGAAUAGUAAGUAUUAUUCAGCCACUGAUAAUACUGAGUAUAAUGUAAAGAAUUCUGAAGCAGAUUAUGAGAAUAACAAUAAAACAAAGAAAAAUGCAACUCAGAACAGGAAUAUUAAUUUAAAUAAAAAUAACUUGAAUGAAGAUUAUUCAAAUAUUAAUACUGGAAUGGAAUAUAAAGGAUUAAAUUUGAUGAAUGAAAGUUUAAAUAUAACUUCAAAUUACACUUGGAUACAGGAAUUUUAUAUAGAUGGACAGAUUAUGGGAAUUAGCUCUUAUUGUAGCUUUGACGAUGUUAUAAUGAUUGGUAAUAGCAUAUAUUUAGAGAACGCAUUUGGUAUAUUCACAUGCCCAAGAAUAUUUAAUAUACCUUUUGACCCCAUAGAAGUACAUGCUGACUUUAUAUCAUACAAUUAUUUAACUAAGGCAUCAAGUUGGAGCUCAACAGACGAUCUACUGUUACAAUUUGAUUAUAACCAAAUAAUUGGUGAAUUCCAAAUUAUUCAAAAUCCUUGCAAUAAAGUAAGAUAUCUAACAAAAAUAACAAAUGAAGUAGGUGAAAAAGCAAUAGACAAUGUUGCACUUAGUACUUGCAGAUCUUUGUACUGGUUAGAUGAAAUUGAAUAUCAAUCGCCCUUAUAUAGCCACGUAGAAAUAUUCUUAAAUACUAAAUAUAAAGAUAUUGCAAGCGUUUACUCAAUACCAGGUGAUAAUGAUACACCUAUAAGGUUGAAGAGUUAUGGUAUAAUAACUACACACAGAGGACCAACAAAUGAGAAUAUAUGUAUAGAUCCAACACAAAUAUAUAUAUUAGAAAAAAAAUCUGGCUACUUUAGUGAAGGUGGAAGGAUACUGCUAGAUCCACCUGUACGACUGAGCAAAAACUGGACUAGCGAAUUUUGGAUAUUUGUACCCUUUAAGCUAACAAAACAUCCUUAUUGUUUGCUAUCAAGUCCAAAUGGAGUUGGAUUUAUUGUUAUUGGGCUCAAUGAAGAACUAGGCUCUAUACAAAAAAAAGUGACAUUAAGUGGCACAAACCUUAGCAGUAGAGAUAGUAGUGAGAAUGUUGUAAAGAUAAAAAGCCAUAGCACACACUUUAUGUCAUGGGACAUAAACUUAAGACAACACUUAGAGUAUGGUUGGUAUCAUAUAGUAGUUGUGUUCAAUACAUCUCAAGACAAUACAAUAACUGUUUAUGUUAACUCAAACUGUAUUGGCAAGAAGAAUAAUUGUAUAGAACUACCUCAUCAUCAAGAUCCAUGGAUUUCAUGUAUAGGUAAUCUAAAGUCACCAAAAGGUAGUUAUAUAGCCCCGUUUGGUUUAUUUGGACAUCUCAAGAUAUACGACUUUGCACUGUCAAAUAUAGAAAUAAAUAUACUAUAUAAGCAAUGGUUGAGUAACAAGAAUAUAAAGAAAGAGAUAGAACGGGAACACAACAAGCAAAAUAAAUCAGUAAAUACAAAAUUUUAUUCACUAAAUGAUCAAAAUGAAGUACCAGAUCAAAUAAAUACUACCAUGAAGAGGAAACUAUAG